UGACACAAAAUACUUUAUCAGUUUAUUCAAGUGCUAAUUUGAUAAUUGCAGCUUUAUAGAUGCACGGCGCACAUGAGACAACUAUUAAAAGCAGAUCGGAAAACCUUACAAAUCCGCGUGAGUCACGCACCUGCCACGCACCACAACAGUCGUCCAUCACUAGCUGCUGCCCCCGAAAGGCGAAAAACACGUAAAGUUUUCGAAUAAAAUGCAGCGAUUAGCGGAUUAAGCGGCGCGCGGGCUCGUAACUAAACGUUUUCAAGUAUUAAAUUACCGAUUAAGAAACGCAUCAACUUAGUGACAUAGUUUAAGUAACAGCCUGAGCACCGUAGUCGCCGCUUUUCAGCUUUUCCUCGCUGCCAAAACGCUGCAUGUCCAUUUUUGGUGAAGAAUUUCUCGCCAAAAUUAUCGCCCUUGGCCGGACGCAAUGAGAGAUGAGAUUUAAUUGGCUGAGCGAGUACGUGGCCAGCAUAUCAAGCAGCGUUGCAUCGACAUCUCCUUGGCGCCAACUGCAGCAGCAGGUCCAGCAGCUCGUCCCCAAUCCUCAGGCCAUCUACUGCCGUAUCAGGUCAUCAUCCGCCGAAGCACUGGAGCACGUAUUGAUCGCUUGUGCGGUGUACUUGCUAGUAUGCCUGGGCCUCUACAAGCUCACCUUCUGGCUCUCCGGAUCCGUAUCGGGAAGACACAACAACGACAACAACUAUGUCGGAUCCGGCGAAGAAGACGAACUGAAUCCAAAUCCGGAUGGGAAUCCCAAUUCAGGCGGACUAAAGCAAGCUCUACAAUCCGGGCUACGGCUGCGUAGCGUCCGGUUGCCCAAAACGGCACACAUGGAGCGCGUCCUUCUGAUCACCGCCCAUCCAGAUGACGAGUGCAUGUUCUUUGGGCCGUUGAUCUAUUCGCUAACGCAGCGUCAAGGCUGCCAGGUGUACAUACUCUGCCUGUCCAACGGAAACUUCGAGCAUAAGGCGAAGGUGAGGCGUCAGGAAUUAUGGCGUUCCUGCUCCAAGCUCGGUAUCCCCGAGUCUAACAUCGUCUUGAUGAAUGCCACCAAUCUGCCGGAUGACCCCUAUGUUGACUGGCGCCCAGAUGCGGUGGCCAGCUUAAUACUUCACACGGUCGAAAGCCUCGACAUCCAGGCAAUAUUCACGUUCGAUCGCGAUGGCGUCAGCUCGCAUCCGAACCAUUGUGCCGUGUAUUACGCGGCCGCCUCGCUCUGUUUGGCCAACCUUUUGCCCAAAGAUUGCAAGUUUUACACCUUGGAUUCAAUCAAUGUGGUCAGAAAAUAUCUGUCUAUCUUAGAUCUGCUGUGCACGUGCUUUAUGUCUACACAUUGGUGCAUAUUGAACUGGAAGGAGGCUGCGAUUGUGAGGAGCGCAAUGAAGGAGCACCACUCGCAGAUGAGGUGGUUUCGCUGGCUUUACAUCUACACUUCUCGCUACAUGUUUAUCAAUUCGAUGCGUCAAAUAAAUCUUUCGGAUGUGGAACUGGAAAUGCAGAUUCAUGACAACUAGCAACGGAAAUGAAUAUGAUUGAAUACCAAAAGACAAACUACCUUCAAGAUCGUAUGCUCCGAGUGGCAGAGCGAGUGGAUUUUAUUUUAGACUCUGACGAUUCUACUAGUAUAUAUGUAUGUAACUACUGUUGACCAAACGAUCGAUAGUAAUUGGAAAGCUAUAUCCAAAACCAACCAGGGAACAAAUAACCAGCAAAGCGACAGUACCAUAGGCAACCGAAACCACAAAACAGUCCAUUAAUUAGUUCCAAACUCACAUAUAAAAUGGCAUAUCUUUAAAUCUUAUUAGUUAGCUCUAAUUAUUAUUUAUACUCAGUCCAAGCAAUGUUCCAAAGUGUGCGAUGUAGUCAAAUGCUUAAAAAAUUAAAAAUGUAUGCAUUAUUAUAA
Messenger RNA from Drosophila eugracilis, 1903 nucleotides. It is a transcript of the gene PIG-L, whose product is annotated as N-acetylglucosaminyl-phosphatidylinositol de-N-acetylase. Gene Ontology annotation, biological process: GPI anchor biosynthetic process. Gene Ontology annotation, molecular function: N-acetylglucosaminylphosphatidylinositol deacetylase activity. The coding region runs from base 435 to 1514 and encodes 359 amino acids. Lineage: Eukaryota; Metazoa; Arthropoda; Insecta; Diptera; Drosophilidae. The record is from RefSeq and is a predicted model, not a curated record. The transcript has 4 exons. Gene Ontology annotation, cellular component: endoplasmic reticulum.